CUCAUGACGGCACAGCAGGCGCUGCGGCCAGUGACACUGGUGUGGAAGAGGGAUCCAUGGCAACGGGAGCUGGGGGCAACCUGCCCAACUCCAACAGCAUGACGGUCAAUGUGGAGCUGGACGAGAGCCGCAAAGAGGCGUAACUUGCUGCGCCACAGCCGCCGAUCUUGACAAUCUGAUCACCACACUGGUGAGGAGGAGAGAGGCCAGGAGACUGACAGUGAGGAUGGAUUAGAGCUCACUUUGACCCAAAGUAGUCUGUGGUCUCUGUCCUGGAUCGUCCUCCGUGACAGAGGAGCAUCACCUGCUGUGAGCUGUAAUGUCCCGGUGAUGGCAGCCUCCGUCUGAAACAUGGGAUUUCCCACAGGUUUGUUGACUCUGACUUGAACAAACCUCACAGGAAAAGAACGCUGUUUUUAUUCCACACAUUCAUGACGUUGCCCGACUAGCUCCUACAUUUCCCACAGUGCAACUCGGCCACUGACAGUGGAUCCAGAUGUGUAAUGCUAAUAACGGCUCAUGUAGCCUCUUUUUUUAACGCUCAAACUUGUAGUUUUCAAACGAACAUGAACUCAAGUUCCAUCACUUGAGGACAUUUAUGAGACUUUAUCCCUUUUUUCACAAUUGUACUGUAGAACUACGAGUUCUGAUUUCUGUAGAAGAAGAAGUUUCCUGGAGAUGGAUCCACUGAGUGCAGCCUGUCAGUGUGCAUGAACAGUGACUGUGCUGCUCUAAGCAGUUUUAUAGCGCUUUCAUCACCACACUGGUUUGACCCAACGAGCAUGUCCUGCUUUCUCUUCCUCUGCUGUUCUGAGAAAUCUCAUUUGGUAACCACAUGUUGCUGCACUGUAUCUUAAAGAGCAGCCUCCACAGUCAGGUAUAAACAGUCUGCAGUCUCAGUUUUCAGUGAAACAUCCUGCAACAAAACCCAACUUCUCUAACUUCUCAUCGUGGGUAAGUUUUGAUUUAACAGCCGUUACAAUGAUCUGACAAAGCAAAGGUAAUUCCUGAGAAUCCUUAAUGAACAGAUGAUGCUAAAAUAUAAACUUUGAAGCUAUUUAACUGAUAAUGCAUGCUAAGUGUCGAGAGUGUACAAUGGAAAAGAAGCUCUUAAAUAACUGUUCGUCAUCAGUCAGUGUGUUGUAACCAAACCAGGGCCUCCACAAAUCAGCAAAUCAUGAUGGUUCAAGGAAAAUGACAAAACAUUUCAGAACCCAAACUGGUGCAGACGCUGUGGAGGAUCAGAAUAUUCGCUGCAAAGUGAAAUAUCAGCUGUAUAAAACACUUUUGAAUGGAACAACAUUGUACUGUUCAAUUUCUACCAUGCUCCAGGCGUGUUCCCUGCUGCAGCCAGGCAUGUUGGCAGCCUUAACUCUGGCCUCCCUGGGCUUCUUGGUGUGGUCAUCAGACGUCUGCCCCCCAGGCUGCCAGUGCCUGCGCAACCAGACCUCCAUUGCAUGUCAAGACAAAGAGCUGGACCUGAUCCCUGAAUUACCAGAGUGCACAGAGGAGCUGUACGUCUCAUACAAUAAGAUACAGGAAAUACCCAGGCGUGGGCUGGAGAAGCUGCAGGUCUUGGACCUGACUAAGAAUCAGCUGAAUGUCUCCCUGUCCCUCAACCCAGUUUGGCCCAGUAUGAUGAAGCUGUCCAAGCUCUUCCUACGUGACAACGGCCUGAGGUCUCUACACGCUGCUCAGUUCCUAAACUGCACUGCUCUCACCUUACUGGACCUGAGUGAGAACCUGCUCCAGUAUCUACCGGCUGGAUUCCUCCGUGGAUUGGCUAAUCUGAAGACACUUUUUCUGAACUUUAACCAGAUUCGAAUGCUACAGGUUGGUGGAUUGGAAGGGGCCUUCGCCCUUGCCGACCUCUACCUCAGCCAUAAUUUUAUAACCCAGAUAGAGGAAGGUGUUUUCAAGAACUCCACUGCAUUAGAGAAACUUGUUCUGUCACAUAACAGGAUCAGAAGUGUGGGUGAUGCCAGUUUCAGAGGAGCAACAAAUCUCCAGCACCUUCACCUGAGGAGUAACCUGCUGGUCUCUGUUCCAUCUGAGGCACUGAGGGAUGUUAAGAGGCUCAAGGUUCUGCAUCUACAGAUGAACAGCCUCAUCAGCCUCCCGGAGGAUUGCUUCUCUUCACUGAGCCUGUUGGUUGAUCUAGACUUGAGCAACAACAACCUGAGCACCGUGUCAGAGGGAUCACUGAGAGGUCUGACCACGCUGAGGAAGCUGGACCUCAGCAUCAACCUCAUAGAUUCACUUCCCUCCAAACUCUUCAAUGACCUGAUCAACCUUGAGUCACUUGAUUUGUACAGGAACAGACUGACAUCUCUUCCUCAGGACAUAUUCAGUAACUUGACCAACCUGCUACAGCUGCAGCUGGACAGUAAUCAGAUCUCUGCUCUACCAGAUGGGGUAUUUGAUUCACUGUCCAGACUCAGUGAGCUACAGCUGUCAUACAACCGCAUCACAGAGCUCCAUCCUGCUCUGUUCAACGAGCUCAGGUCUCUGCAGAACCUGUACUUGGAACACAGCAUGCUGAGGCACCUUCCUGAAGGACUGUUCCUCAGGAUGAGUGACCUCAGGGAGAUAGACCUCAGUGACAACCGCAUCAGCUCUCUACAUCCCUCGCUUUUCCACGGUUUGGUGAGAGUACAUUCGCUGAAGCUCACUCGUAACAAUCUCUCCUCUUUAGAAACGGAGCAGUUCAGAAAUCUUAGGACCUUAAAAGUUUUAAAACUAGAUGGAAACCAUAUCAAUAAACUUCCUACAGACCUGUUCAUGGAUCUAAGAAAUCUUACAGUGCUGGACCUGGACCACAAUUGUCUCUCAGAGCUUUCUUCUGAUGACUUUGUAGGGUUAAACCAUCUUAAAGAGCUCAGGUUGAACUUCAAUCAGCUCCAUAAAAUCCCUUUCAGCACCUUCCAUCUCCUCCACAACCUCCGCAGGCUUCUGCUAAAGAACAACAGCCUGGACAGUUUACAGCCUCAGCUCUUUGCCCAGCUUUCGAAGCUAACAGAGCUAAACUUGGAUGGAAACAAGCUGGAUCACCUGCAGCCUGAUGUCUUUCAAGGACUUAAAAACCUCCAGAAAUUGAGUUUGAAGUCCAACCAGCUCAGAGCAGUGGAGACCAGGGCUUUGGAGCCUUUGAGAAAGCUUAAUGCCGUUUGUCUGUCAGGAAAUUUGUGGGACUGUACAAACACACGUGUUCACUACAUCAGCUGCUGGGUCAACACGCACAGAGACAAGCUCGAAGAUCAGCCAGUCUGUUUCUCCCACUCUUCAUCACACCAAUCAGUGCCUCCACUGUUGUUAAAGGACUCUUGCUUUGCAAAUGCUGCAGGCAGCUCAUCGCCAUCGUUUCCUCUAGAAACGCUCAGUCUGCUCGUGUUAGUCAUAGCUGUCGGCCCAUCGUGACAGCCUUUGAAGUGGUUUCAUCUUCUAACGUCUCUUUCCUUUCUUUGCUUUUCAUGUCUGCUCUUGGUUUUAAAAUAUUUGCUCCUGAAUCUCAGUGUACUGUACGUUUGAAUAUCGAUAGAUACACAAAAUCCUGUUAAUCAAAUAAAUUUGAGGGAAAUUUA
Messenger RNA from Toxotes jaculatrix (banded archerfish), 3581 nucleotides. Its product is annotated as insulin-like growth factor-binding protein complex acid labile subunit. Bases 1195 to 3417 code for a protein of 740 amino acids. Gene Ontology annotation, molecular function: protein binding. The transcript has 4 exons. NCBI's taxonomy places the organism in Eukaryota, Metazoa, Chordata, Actinopteri, Toxotidae. The record is from RefSeq and is a predicted model, not a curated record. Gene Ontology annotation, cellular component: extracellular matrix.